Molecule: messenger RNA, 1278 nt
Organism: Equus quagga
Lineage: Eukaryota; Metazoa; Chordata; Mammalia; Perissodactyla; Equidae
Product: membrane-spanning 4-domains subfamily A member 4A-like
Exons: 7
Coding region: 89-724 (211 amino acids)
Cellular component (GO): Golgi apparatus; membrane
Source: RefSeq, a predicted model, not a curated record
UAGACUGAAGGCACUUGCCCAGAAUUUCUGGCACUUAUAAGAGACCUGCAGACGUUGCUGGCUUGAAGAAAGCAUCUUUUCUGCUGCCAUGACAACCAUGCAAGGAAUGCAACAGACGACACCAGGGGCUGGUGCUGGUUUUUACCAGCCAGGACCUCAUGCUUCUCAAAACGAGUACCAAUGGCUAGGGAUGCCAGAGAAGUUCUUGAAGGGGGAACCCAAAGUCCUCGGGGCUGUCCAGAUUCUGAUUGCCCUGGUGAACUUCAGCUUGGGAAUAAUAAUGACUACUGGUGUGGUGUCAUUUAAUGGAAUUUAUGAUCGUCCUUUAACAGUGUACUCAGGGUACACAAUUUGGGGGUCGGUGAUGUUUCUUAUAUCAGGGUCCUUGUCAAUUGCAGCAGGAACCAGAACUACAAGAGGUCUGGUCCAAGGUAGCCUAGGGCUGAACAUUACCAGCUCUAUCUUUGCUGCAUCAGGGAUCUUAGUCACUAUGAGCAGCAUAAUCGUUUUCUCAGUCACUUUCCCUUUGUGUAGAAAUCAUCAGAACUCGGAGAAUUGUUCCAUGCUUGUAUCUGCUUUAAUGGGUAUGGAUGGUAUGGUGCUCAUUUUAAGUGUGCUGGAGUUCUGCAUUGCUGUGUCCCUCUCUAUCAUCGGGUACAAAAUAAUCUGUUGUAAUCGUGGUAAGGUUGUGUUCAUUGCUUCAUCAAAUCCUCACGUGGCAUAAACAGCAUCUCCUGCACCAGUUACAGGAUAUUUGAUGCCACCAACAGAUCAACAGGGAAAUGUUCCAGAAAACCUUUCUUGACAGUUAUGCAAGAACCCCACUUGGGAAAGUAACAGAAUCCAACUCUGACUUUAAUAUAUUUAUCUAUAUAAAAUUCAGAAAUAUGUUCUCGUUUUCUCCCCAGAGCUCAUUUCGCUGGCUCUUUAUCAUCAAUAGCAGAAAUUAAAUAAAUGUAAAAGUCAAUAGGACCUGAAAGUUUUUCAUCCAGCUUCAGGACUUUUAUAGAAGGACAUAAGGUGGUAAAUAAGAUUUGGCAGAAUAAGGGCAAAAAGAUAUUGCUGAAUGAGGCCUCCAUGCAGACUACAUAUUUCUGCUUCCUUGGUCAAUACUUCUCCCUCUUGUGUGACUUUCUCUUCCUGCCUUUGGCAAUACAAGGUAUUUUAACAUUUAGAAAGUUGAGAUGCAUGGCUUUUCCUUCUCUUCCCUUUUCCUUCUCCUAUUGAAAAUAACUUCGAAUAGCACAGUCAGUCCUUGCAUGUGCACAAACCAUUAUU